Messenger RNA from Lathyrus oleraceus (garden pea), 2033 nucleotides. Its product is annotated as probable monogalactosyldiacylglycerol synthase, chloroplastic. NCBI's taxonomy places the organism in Eukaryota, Viridiplantae, Streptophyta, Magnoliopsida, Fabales, Fabaceae. Gene Ontology annotation, molecular function: hexosyltransferase activity. Bases 233 to 1834 code for a protein of 533 amino acids. The record is from RefSeq and is a predicted model, not a curated record. Gene Ontology annotation, biological process: glycolipid biosynthetic process. The transcript has 8 exons.
AAACCCAACCCAACAAACACAACAACACUUCAAUUUCCUUCUACUCUAUUCUCCUCGUCGCUUCAACUUCUGUAACAAACAAAAACACAACAACCUCUUUUUCUCCGAUGAACUCACUUCACUUCCACAACCCAAAACCUUAAUCUCUCCUACUUCAUUAUACUACUAGUUAGUUACAAACAAAUUAUUUAUCUAUAUUUCAUUUACAUUUAAUAAAAAUUGAGUUAUCAUUAUGUAUAACUCAACCACGCGUGUUACCAAAGAGCCCUUAGGUUCACAAAUUGGGCGUUUCACAUUCGAUACGUCGUCGUUUCUCAACUUAAGCUCCGAAGCUUGUUCUCCAUCACUCAUCUCAAAUUUCUUGUACUUCAACAACGUAGCGCGUGGAGCAAAACGCACCGUUUCGUUGAGCUCAAAGCUUGGUGGUGGUGGAUAUAGGUUCCGGGACAUUCUUUACGAUUUUAACAGAGCUGUUAGGUUUCAUUGUGAGAGAAUUCCGCUCGGGUUUGCUUCGUUGCAAGUAGGUGACGGUAACGGUGACGGGAAUAAUGGUGGUUACGGUAACGGUGAGGGUGAUGGGAAUGGUGUUGGAAGAAUUGGGAAUGGGACUGUUGUGGAAGAUGAUGGAUUGGAAUUGAAGGGCUCUGGUUGUGGGAAACCUAAAAAGGUUUUGAUUUUGAUGAGUGAUACUGGUGGUGGUCAUCGAGCUUCUGCUGAAGCUAUUAAAGCUGCUUUUUAUCAAGAAUAUGGCGAUGAUUACCAGGUGUUUGUUACCGAUUUGUGGUCUGAGCACACACCUUGGCCGUUCAACCAACUGCCCAAGAGCUAUAGCUUUUUGGUGAAACAUGGUCCAUUGUGGAAGAUGACCUACUAUGGAACUGCCCCACGUCUAGUUCAUCAGUCCAAUUUUGCCGCAACUUCAACAUUCAUAGCUCGUGAGGUUGCUAAAGGGUUAAUGAAGUAUCAGCCUGACAUAAUAAUCAGUGUGCAUCCACUUAUGCAACACGUUCCACUUCGCAUUUUGAGAUCAAGGGGUCUUUUAGAUAAGAUUGUUUUUACAACAGUUAUUACAGAUUUGAGUACAUGCCAUCCAACAUGGUUUCACAAGCUUGUAACUAGAUGUUAUUGUCCAACUACAGAUGUUGCAAAAAGGGCAAUGAAAGCCGGACUCCAGCAAACCCAAAUAAAGAUUUAUGGCCUACCUGUUAGACCUUCCUUUGUUAAGCCUGUUCGGCCGAAGGAAGAACUGAGGAGAGAUUUAGGAAUGGAUGAGGAUCUUCCUGCUGUAUUAUUGAUAGGAGGAGGUGAAGGUAUGGGUCCUAUUGAGGCUACUGCUCGGGCACUUGGAGAUUUAUUAAACGAGGAUGGGAUUCCCACAGGUCAGAUCCUUGUGAUCUGCGGUCGCAAUAAAAAGCUUGCAAACAAACUCAGUUCUAUUAAGUGGAAGAUUCCUGUAAAGGUCAAGGGGUUUGUUACCAAAAUGGAGGAAUGCAUGGGAGCUUGUGAUUGCAUUAUUACAAAGGCAGGCCCAGGGACAAUUGCAGAGGCUAUGAUUCGAGGCCUCCCUAUUAUUUUAAAUGAUUACAUUGCCGGGCAGGAGGCUGGCAAUGUUCCCUAUGUAGUUGAAAAUGGAUGUGGAAAGUACUCUAAAUCACCUAAGGCGAUAGCGAAGAUCGUUGCGGACUGGUUUGGUCCAAAAUCCGACGAAUUAAAAGAGAUGUCACAAAAUGCAUUGAAGCUAGCAAGGCCAGAUUCUGUGUUCAAGAUUGUCCAUGACAUGCACGAGCUAGUAAAGCAAAGAAGCUUAUUAAAAGAGUAUUCUUGUACAGCUUAACCUACACAGCGGCUAUUUUUUUGAAUGAGUAUUUUGUGAAAAAUGCAAAAGGCAACAAAGGUGUAUUUCUAGCAAAAAUGCCUUAUGUUUCUCCACCAUUUUCAUAUUAAUGUUAAGUUGCCCAUUUGAAAUAAAUAAUAGUUCAAUAGUAAUAGUAAUAAUGAUAAUAAUAAUAGUCUUGGCUGUUUUCUUUGCAUUA